This is a messenger RNA of Rasamsonia emersonii CBS 393.64, 1638 nucleotides long. RefSeq names its product MFS monosaccharide transporter. Gene Ontology annotation, cellular component: plasma membrane. Bases 1 to 1638 code for a protein of 545 amino acids. Gene Ontology annotation, molecular function: carbohydrate:proton symporter activity. The transcript is spliced from 4 exons. NCBI's taxonomy places the organism in Eukaryota, Fungi, Ascomycota, Eurotiomycetes, Eurotiales, Trichocomaceae. Gene Ontology annotation, biological process: carbohydrate transport; transmembrane transport. The record is from RefSeq and is a predicted model, not a curated record.
AUGACAGUAUCACAAAUUUUAUCCAAGUUCAAGCAACCUGCUGGACAAGCAGAACACACCGAGAACUCAUCUCCCUCCACCCCGUCUGGUUCUGCGUCCCUCAAGGAGAAGAAUGGAGAACAGUACGACGACAGUCCUGUCGCCUACCUGACGUGGCGGUCGUUUAUUCUGGGUCUUAUAGCCUCCAUGGGAGGAUUUAUCUUCGGUUACUCCACUGGUCAAAUCUCCGGUUUCGAAACAAUGGGUGAUUUCAAGCUGCGGUUCGCGCAGUAUAACGAGGCCACGCACACGUAUUACUUCAGUAACGUCCGUUCUGGGCUGAUCGUCGGUCUGCUCUCGAUCGGAACCAUGAUUGGUGCUCUUAUAGCUGCUCCGUUGGCUGAUCGCUUUGGCCGUAAAUUGUCCAUCACACUCUGGUGUAUCAUCCACAUUGUCGGUAUCAUUGUGCAGAUCUCCACCGAUACCAAAUGGUACCAGGUCGCCGUUGGCCGUCUUGUUGCCGGUCUCGGUGUCGGCGCCCUCUCAAGCGUCGUUCCGAUGUUUCAAUCCGAGUCUGCUCCUCGGCACGUUAGAGGUGCCAUGGUCAGCGCGUUCCAGUUGUUCGUCGCUCUCGGUAUCUUCAUUGCCUACUGCAUUAACUACGGUACCGAGUCGAUGCAGUCUACCGCCUCUUGGCGAAUCACGAUGGGCAUUGGUUUUGUAUGGCCCCUGAUCUUAGGUAUUGGUAUCAUGUUCCUGCCUGAAUCUCCUCGUUUUGCCUACCGCCUGGGCCGCAUUGACGAGGCUCGCCGGACUAUGACCAAGCUGUAUGGUGUGCCCGAAAACCACCGGCUCGUGGCUGAGGAGCUGGAGGAUAUGAAGAAAAAGCUGGAGGAGGAACGAGCCGCUGGUCAGGCAGCCUGGUACGAGAUCUUCACGGGUCCGCGCAUGUUCUACCGCACGGUCUUGGGCAUUGUGCUACAGUCUCUGCAGCAGCUGACUGGCGCGAACUUCAUCUUCUACUAUGGAAACACGAUCUUCACCUCGACUGGUCUGGACAACAGCUAUGUGACCCAGAUGAUCCUGGGCGGUGUCAACUUUGGUGUGACCAUCAUCGGACUGUACAUUGUCGAGCACUAUGGCCGCCGGAAGUCACUGAUUGCCGGUGCCCUGUGGAUGUUCGUCUGCUUCAUGAUCUUUGCUACGGUUGGUCACUACUCACUGGAUCGGAAUGACCCGCCCAAGACUCCAAAGGCCGGGACCACACUGAUCGUUUUCACCUGCUUUUUCAUCGUUGGAUUCGCAACCACCUGGGGUCCGAUCGUCUGGGCCAUUGUUGGAGAGCUCUACCCGGCCCGAUACCGCGCAACCUGCAUGGGCAUCGCCACUGCUUCUAACUGGACCUGGAACUUCCUCAUCUCUUUCUUUACGCCAUUCAUCUCCAGUGCCAUUGACUUCCAGUACGGUUACGUGUUUGCGGCCUGCUCUUUUACGGCUGCGCUGGUCGUCUACUUCUUCGUCUGCGAGACUCAGGGUCGCACACUCGAGGAGGUCGACACCAUGUACGUCGAGCACGUCAAGCCCUGGAAGAGCAGCACCUGGGUUGCUCCGGCUCAUCUUCGCCGGUCCGAGGAAGAGGCUCAGGAAGCGGCUGCAUAA